GCGUUGGUCUGGCCACCGUGACGUGUAGUGGAGACGACGGCCGCACCGUGCUCUGUCGUGUGUAACAGGUGUGGACGUACAUACACCAUUACAACGGUCCAGUAGUCCGCAAUCGCUUCGACGGUAUAUUAGUUGAUGAUAAAAAGAACUGAAAUAUAAUCACUAUUUGUUUCUAAAAAAUUUGUAUUAUUUUUUUUUUACCCAAAGUGCGAGUGCUGUUUUUUUUUUCACUUAAUUUUCGUCGAGUCCGUGGGAAACAAAAAAAGUUAUCGUGAACCACUUGAUGGAGUUAUGUUGAUCUUCGCCGGGAUAAUUAUUUUUAAAACUGGAGGGUAACCGCAACACGGAUAGAGGGGUCGUAGGGCUAACCAAGCCGGCGCCUCCGCCAAAACCCACCGCCGGUCCGCCGCAGCAACAGGGAGGCCAACAGCAGCAUCAAACGUCAGGACCGCCACCAUACAGGAUGCCACCCUAUCCGCUGUACAACGAACCUUCGCCGUUGCCCGGUUCCAGCAACAAAAUCCACACUCAUUCUAGUAAAUUCCCGAUUGAAAGGGAAGUGGUUCUUAGCAGUACCGAUAAAAAUUUAAAAAUACCGAUAUUGAAUGACUACAAGAAAAGGCCCAAAGCCGUCGGACCUGACACGCCAAACGUACAAAUCGCAUGGUCGGAUCAGUCUACGAGCGCAUAUAAUGUACCUCAAAAUACACACCAAUACCAUACGCCGCAUCAUUACGCCAUGGUUAACAAUGAACAACAGCAUGUUUACAAAGCCGAACCGUUAAAGACUUUGGAUCCUCCAACUGAGUUAUCUCCUAUAUUCAGAGACGAUUCUAACGGAUUUGCCCCGCGUUUAGAAACGUAUAACGGAGGAACGGGUAUUUCACAUUCUACCCCCGAAGACCCUAACAAUUCGAAAAAGUUUUCGUCUCGCAUCAAAGACAUGAUUACCACGAGGUUUUCAAAAUCAAAAACCGAACCGGUAGCGGAACUGAAUUUGAAUAACGCCGAGACUCCUUUGCCAACACCGAUCAAACUAGACGACCCGGCAAUGAGCCCUCACAGUCAACUGAUCCAACACGGGGUCUACUUGGCCGUUAAUAAUCAAAUGCAAAACAUGACCAUUCAAAUGCCAAAUCAAAACGUGUAUCAAACACCGGAUCAGUGCAGAGCUAAUGUGGCUGGUCCGUCGAGAACUUACGAGAGGCCUCAUACUGUACAGACUAACAGGGUAAUCGACCAGAGAAGGCCGAACGUCCAGAGCUACAGUAGUGAAGUUCACCGGCCCACCAACUAUGAAGUUAGAGUCCAGGCCAAUAAUUACGGACAUAUCAACCAGAGUCCGUUGUACGUUAAGAAGAGUCUACCGGCUCAACAGCCGCAAGAGUGUUUUAAGACGCCAAUGCCUCUGGCAAAGACCAAAGAUGUUCCCGCUCCCUUUCCUAGAUCCAAGUCUAACGACAAUCUAGUCGAAUCGAGCAAUAAUACACAACAGACUAUUGUGCAGUACUCUAGCGAUAGGUAUUUGGGACGGAAAAUCUGCAAGAGAGAUGAUUUCAAAUCUCAACCCAGUUCGCUAGACGACGUCGACAAGUUAGAGGAGCAACGAGCUGCCAGCGGUCCAAUAAGCGGAGCCAGUUCGGAUGGAAGGUUAGGUAGUGGCGGCCAAUCAGAUUCUGGGCGUGGUAGUACCGUUUACAGUAGCGGUAAAGCUCAAAACUCUGCCACCAGCCCCGAAUCGUCGUCGGAGAUGCAACAAAGAAACCAAGGGAAGAAAGGCCAAAGCGAAUGGAUGGAUUACGUAGACACUGAGCUACGGCAAAUCCUCGAUCCAUCAAAGGUCAGCGUGCCGUCGACGUUAAGUGACAGCGUAUCAUCGGUCACUCCUCCCUUACCGCCAUUGUCUCCCGAUGGAUCAUCUGACGGCAUGCAAACGCCCGUGCACAAACAUAGAACGGAAUACGUGGUGAAAUCCAGAGGUCAAACUUCCAAUCAACGAAAUCCGUGGUCUUCUAGAGCGCCAAAAGAGAAGUCGCACAGAGACAGGCCUACUACGAGUUCUUCUAAACGGCCGGAUCUAAGAAGAAUUCUCCAAUCGAGUAGCGUCGGUGACAUGGAUUCUAUGUUUGACGAGGAAGCUAGUAGCGACGACGAAACCGUCAACAGUGAUGUGCGAACUAUAAGAAAGCAGCUUGAAGGGUUGGAGACCAUGUACUCGGAGGUGUUAAAACUGCUAGGAGUGCGCAAAUCCGGAGGUCCCAAAUAUCAACCGUCCGAUCCGAGAAUUCACAGGAGACGCAUGUAUGGCAGCAUGUCAUCUAUACCGUCAUCGGCCAGCAGUAGGCCUUACCGGGAGAGACAUCGCAGAUCUACGGACGACCGUAAGAAGACCGUCAAAGACAUCAAAGGUAUCAACAAACGAUUUCAGAGGUUAGAAUCUCACGUGGUCACUCUAGCUAGGAGCGUAGCGCACCUAUCGUCCGAGAUGAGAACUCAACACCUUAUGAUCCAGGAAAUGGAAGUAAUCAGAAACGAACUUUCAGCCCUGAGGACGCAGACAAAUAUGUUGUCGAUCCGUUCGCAAUCAGGGCCUCGGGCGCUUCAAUCGAUCGGCGCCGAACAGACCAACUCAAGUCCGACCAAAGUCAAGAAACUCACAAAAUUUUUUGGCGAUGAGCCACCGCUUUUAAGACUGUUCCUGAAGAAGUUGGGUUACGAGAAAUACGCCUCCGCGUUCGAAAAGGAAAAGAUUGGUCUGGUCGAGUUGCCUUACAUGAGCGAGGAAAGGAUGCACAAGCUCGGAGUACCCAUGGGUCCCAGGUUGAGGAUUAUGCAAGAGGCUCAGUUAGGAUUCCCUGGUAUGCACGAAAAUACAUUGGCCAUCGUUUAAUUUGUUGACGGCGAGAUCUUCAAGGUCGGCCGAUUAUUUGAUAUAUAUUAUAUAGUUAUAUUAUAAUGCGUUAUUCGGUUGUUUAUUUUUUAUGUGUAAAUAAAAUAUUUUAGUGUCAUAAAAAGAAAUAUACAUUUAUAGUAUCGUUAGA
Adelges cooleyi (spruce gall adelgid) is the source of this 3041-nucleotide messenger RNA. RefSeq lists its product as uncharacterized. The record is from RefSeq and is a predicted model, not a curated record. Lineage: Eukaryota; Metazoa; Arthropoda; Insecta; Hemiptera; Adelgidae. Gene Ontology annotation, molecular function: protein binding. Bases 464 to 2890 code for a protein of 808 amino acids. The transcript is spliced from 11 exons.